CAGCAACAUGCACACAGUAACAACAAUCUAUCAACAUAGAUCCAUCGGUCUCGCCGUCGGUCGGUCGACCGGCCGGUGAGUCAGUCACCAUCUCCUUGAGGCAUGCGUCAAGCGGUCCCCCGCCGUCGAUGGACCUGACGCAGAUACACAAGGAAUCAAUGAAUGACACAGACAGACACACACAGAUGGAGGGAUGGAUGGAUGGAUGAGCGGCCACGUGUGUGUGUGUGUGUGUGUGUGUGCCCCUGUUUGGACCUUGGAUGGACUGCCACGUGUCAAGAAGCAGGUGGCAGGACGACAGGGCCAACACACUGUGGUCGGUUGUGCUGCUCACGGGUGCAUCUGCUCUCAUCAGCAAUGGCACCAUGUGCCUGCACCAAACACACACACACACACACAACGGACCGCAAUGUGUCCCCUCCCUCCCUCCCUCCCUCCGUCUCGGCCUGACUGACUGACUGACCAGUAUGCCAUGAGUGCCGUCUCCAUCUGUGACCGGUGUCUUGCCAUCGCCGGUGGUCCCCUCUCCCUCUCCCUCGUCCUUGACACCCACACACGCCACAGCCACCCCAGCCAGCCACACACACGGCCAGCGCCCCCCGGUCGCUUCGAGCUGAGCACCACAGCAUACGCCAGGCACAGAUUGGCCAGCACCAAGUCAUCGUCACGCGGCAACACGGCCACGUAACCACCGUCGUGCAGCUGGUGGGCCAGCCGGUCGAAUGAAGCCAGGUGGGUGAGGUCGAGCCUUGCAAGCGACGAGAUGAGCAGCACGUGGUUAUGUGUGGAGGGGCGGUGUGCGGGGCCGAGGGACAGCAGGCGGUGUGCGAGCUGGUCCAUGGCGUCGGGGAGGAAGAGGUGGAAGUGGCUCAGCGUGUUGGAUGUGACCCCAACCUUACAGUGCAGGGCAGUGAGUGCAGUGUAUGAGCAGACAGAACAGACAGAUGAAUCUGCCUGAGUGUCGGUGUGUGUGUGUGUGUGUGUGUGUGUACCUCGAUGGCAUUGAAGGUGGGUAUUCGGCCAGGCAGCUGGCGCAGCACGCCCUGAAGCACCAACUGAACAGACAGACAGACAGAUCAUAAAGGCAGACACUCGUGUCUGUCAGUUCAGUCAGAAGCACCCACCCCGCUCAACUCAAUGCUCCCGGCCGGUCGGCCCGUGGCCGACUGCCUUCCUUACCUCGUAGGUGGGGUAUCUGCUCAUGAGUGGAGCCGGGUGGGUGGCCUGCCGCAGGACGUUGCACAGCACACCCACGUCAUGGUUGUUGAGCGACUCGUAGCGAUGCAGCAAAGUCGUCACUGCAGCGUCACACACACAUACACACACAUUAAAUGCAUUACAAGUUAGUCUGUCUGUCCCCUCUUUCCCUCUCUCUGUGUGUGUGCAGGUCAGUCAGGUCACUCACGCAGCCGUGUGAGCGUCGGGUCUUCCAGGUUGCCCCGAUAGCCCUCAUCAUCUUCUAUGUACUGCGCACCAACAACACAAAUCAGACAGACAUGGCCGCGCAGGCCCCUCCCUCUGUCAGUCCUCCCGGCCCACCAUCUGCAUGGGCGAUGGCGGGCUGUCAUCGGGCGGUGGUGUGAGCUUCAGCAGGGCCCUCGCGUAGCCCAAGACGACACGAGGCGUCAGGUGGCUGAGCGACCGGUGGGAGCAUGCCUCGAUGGACGAGCGGAACAGACUGGCCAGAGGCAGUGAGUGACAGGCAGCGAGAUAAAUAAAGCGUGUGUGAGGUGGGUGGCUAGCUAGCUGUGCAUAUACAUCCCAUCCGCACCUCCCUACCGAAUGAGCUCUUGAUGCUCGACAUUGAGCUGCGCGUACGUCUGCAGCAGCUUCAUGUGCAGUGUCAGAUCCAACUCUGAAACAAAUUAAUGACCAAGACGAAAAAAAAGCACAAAUCAUCCCACCCAUUUUUCCAUCUCACCACCUUGCUGCUGAUGUCCCUUUCCAUCCGCCGUUGCCAGUUGCUGGCACAUGUAGUCGCCAAUCUGUGUGAGGACCUCCCGAGCACACGGCAGCCGGCUGUGCGACGCGCAGGGUCUGGCGGCGAAGGCAAGGGCCACCUCUGGCAGCGUGCAGACGGGCAGACGACCACCCUACACACACACACACACACACACACACACACGCAAGCAUAGAGGGAGAGCGAGAUGAAUUGAAUGCACUCGCGAGCACGGUUUGACCGAGAUCUCCCUUCCUGCUGGUCCGUACCUUACCUUCAUCAGGGGACGGACUACGUUGAUCCAGCAUUCCUCCAUGAGUGGCUCUGGCGCCUUGUUGCACCUCCAUUGCGCCAGCCAUGUGCUCAGGAAGGGUUCGUUGUACUUGUCGUGCGGCUGCAGCCACUGAUGAGAGUCGGCGGGGAAGGGCAGAUCUUUCACAACUGUCCACCGUGAGAAAGCGCGAUGGCUCAUAGAGCUCGUAGAUCAGGUGUCUGGUCGUCCAUCUGAC
Vitrella brassicaformis is the source of this 2448-nucleotide messenger RNA. NCBI's taxonomy places the organism in Eukaryota, Vitrellaceae. The record is from the annotation of a GenBank genome assembly.